Messenger RNA from Cylicocyclus nassatus, 372 nucleotides. Lineage: Eukaryota; Metazoa; Nematoda; Chromadorea; Rhabditida; Strongylidae. The record is from the annotation of a GenBank genome assembly.
AUGAUUGCGCCUUGCCCCAACGGGGCUCGCCCACUUCUUCGACCUGACGGGGAGCCAAGAAAAUGUCUGCCCCAUCAAAACAGGCUUUGCGUCAACGCACUGCCGGACAGGCCAAACGCUUCAACGGUUUGUUGUUAUAACAAUCAAGUCGACUACUUCUGUUGUUUGGACGCCACAGCACAGCAGUGUCCCGACUAUCAGCAUGUCACCGUUGUUAUCCACAAUUCAUUCCCGCAAAACCCAUUUGCAUUAAAGUCGUACUUCUUCCGUGAUGGUAUUGAAGACGAAGUUGUUGAUGCCACAAUUGGCGAGGGUGGCACCAGAACAGAGAAUUCAUCCCUACUUGUUCAGUUGCAAGAUGGAGCGCGAUAA